AAAUCGGUUGCAGCGGGAGACGAGAGACGCUGUGUCGUCGUCUAUAUAGCCUCCCUCACCUCGCCUCGCCAUCCUCCCCUCUCCCAUCCUUUCUUGUAGCCUCCUUCCCUCCACGCGCGCCCGAGUUCUUGCGACCUCUGAAUCUCCUUCAUCUGGGCGUUCUUGCGAAGCUGUUCGACCGAGGCGAGAUGGGGGACAAGCGGAAGGCCACCGACGACGACAUCCCCGGGGCGGGGACGGAGACUACAGCCGUCGACGACACAUCACAGGCGCCUGCAGAACCGACGGCUACUGCAGCCGGCAGUUUGCAGCCGCUUCCAGGCCCCGCCGGCGCCCCUAUCCAGUUCCUUAGAGGCGGCCGCGGCGGCGGGUCGGGGCACGGGGGAUUCUCUCAGUCGGCACCGAUGACGAUGCUCGAGCAGCCACUGCGCAAUCAAGGCAGUCCGCGUGCGGCGCCUACAGCCGGAGCCGGCGACACUGCAGCACGGGUGUCUUCGGCGACUGUCACCGCUGCAGGGCCCCCCGACGCCUGGCACGGGGGAUUCGCUCCGCCGCUGGGCAAUCCAGCCUACACCGGGGAGUCUUCCACGAGCCACGCGCCGGCAGCCUAUGCGACCCGACCUCCGUCUCUUCCAGCUCUCGGUCACGGGCGCGGGGGCAAUCCUGUUACAGUAACUAGCCUGAGAGACGCCAGCCGGCGCAGAUUACUGGCAAGGCGGCAGCCCGGCAACGCCAGUGCGCCUCAGGCUCAGGGCAUUCCCAUUCCCAGCAACGCCGGUGCGCCUCAGGGCCAGGAGGCAAUCCCAGAUAUGGAGAAGGAGGCAGUCCUGGACAUCGAGCAGGGGGUUCUAGAUGAGCUGGAGUCCUCGAUUCAGCGUCCAGACAUAGACUUUUGCCUUCUCUGCCCGAAGCCGUUGGAGACGCAGACGGUUUUGGUGGUCGAGGGCGAGGACCCCAAGUGGAUCUGCGAGGAUUGCGAAGCCGAUCUGCAGCAGGCUCCGGAUCCGGUCCUUGAGCCGCAGGGCCAGGGGGCAGUCCCGGUGAAUGUCGACGGGGUUUUUUACGAUCGGGCUGCGCUGGAGCAGCACCAGGCCAUAUGGGCGAGGCUGCAGGUGGAGCUGGAGAUGGCGGCCAUUCGUACGAAGGAACGCCACCGCGGCGGCCCGCCACCGCCACCACCGCCGCCGCCGCCAGGGGGGGUCUGCUAGCUUUUCUCAACUCUGGGAGCAGACAGCUUAACUGCUGAGCCUUUUCUGCUGAGCUCUCGUUUUGACAGGACAGAACAGAAUGAUUCCUCUGUGAUGUGGCCAAAUGCGGCAAUGCAUACUUGUAGGACUUGAUACUUGAGUAGAUCGACAAAACUAUAUACUUGUAGGACUUGUUUCCUUAUCACUUAGUAUUUUAGUAACUGAUACUAUAAUACUUGCUGUAGAUCGAUUUCACUCAGUGUAGUGCAGUCUGAUUCGUUAA
Messenger RNA from Triticum aestivum (bread wheat), 1470 nucleotides. RefSeq lists its product as uncharacterized. The transcript is spliced from 4 exons. The record is from RefSeq and is a predicted model, not a curated record. Bases 189 to 1208 code for a protein of 339 amino acids. Lineage: Eukaryota; Viridiplantae; Streptophyta; Magnoliopsida; Poales; Poaceae.